Canis lupus familiaris (dog) is the source of this 2730-nucleotide messenger RNA. RefSeq names its product SH2 domain containing 4B (gene SH2D4B). Gene Ontology annotation, cellular component: cytoplasm. NCBI's taxonomy places the organism in Eukaryota, Metazoa, Chordata, Mammalia, Carnivora, Canidae. The transcript is spliced from 8 exons. The record is from RefSeq and is a predicted model, not a curated record. The coding region runs from base 1 to 1302 and encodes 433 amino acids.
AUGCUGCAGCAGAUCCUUCAUGACAUGUACAUCGACCCCGAACUCCUGGCCGAGCUCAGCGAUGUGCAGAAGCACAUCCUCUUCUACAAAAUGCGAGAGGAGCAGCUGAGGCGCUGGAGGGAGCGCGAGGCGUGGGAGGCCCUGGCCCAGGCGGAGGGUCUCAGGCCCCCGAAAGUCAAGCGAGCAGUGAGUGACAAGCACAUCCAGUGGCUCUUGGGGGCAGACGGUGAAGUCUGGGUCUGGAUCAUGGGAGAAGGCCCUGGCGACAAGCCCUAUGAAGAGAUCUCGGAGGAGCUGAUCGCCGAGCGGGCGCGGCUGCAGGCUCAGAGGGAGGCCGAGGAGCUCUGGAGACAGAAGGAGGCAGAAAUCACCAAGAAGUUUCGGGAUGCUCUGGCCAAUGAGAAAGCCCGGAUCCUGGCGGAGAAGUGGAAAGUGGAGAUGGAGGACAGGAAGGCUGCCAAAGUCCUGGAGGAGCGCAUCCGUGAGGAAUUCAAGAGGAAAGAGGAAGAGGAGAGGAAGCGAGGGGAAGAGCAGAUUCGCCUCCAGGAGGAGCAGAGGGCCAAGGAGCUCUACUGGACCCUGAAGCAGGCCCAGCUGCAGAGCGGCACCAGUGAGCACGAGGAGCGCGAGUGGGAGGAACAGCUGCGCAGGUCCAAGGCCGCGGACGAGGAGAGGAGCCGCGGAGCUCAGCGAGCCAGGGACGAGUACCGGCGCCACUCGCUGCGCGCCAUCCAGAAGGGCACGGUCGCCGGCCUCAGCUCCAUGUUCCAAGAGCUCGGCCAGAGCCACGAGCAGGAGGCCAGACUCUACCACCACCUCCCAGGCCCGGGGCCGCCGCCCCCGCUCGCCAUACCUGUCAGCAGGACUUGGGAGCGCCCACUGAGACCCGUGUCCAGGGAAGUCAUUGUCCGCUGGUUUAAGGAGGAGCAGCUGCCUCGCCGAGCUGGCUUUGAGAGGAACACCAAAUCCAUCGCCCCCUGGUUCCAUGGAAUUAUUAGCCGAGAAGAUGCAGAAGAUCUCCUUGAGAACAUGACGGAGGGAGCCUUUUUGGUCCGGGUCAGUGAGAAAAUCUGGGGUUACACCCUCUCCUAUCGCCUGCAGAAAGGGUUCAAGCACUUUCUUGUGGAUGCCUCUGGGGAUUUUUACAGCUUCCUGGGAGUGGACCCCAAUCGCCACGCCACGCUCACCGACCUCAUUGAUUUCCACAAGGAGGAAAUUAUCACUGUUUCAGGGGGAGAGCUGCUACAGGAACCCUGUGGACAGAGGGACAGCCCACCAGACUACCAUCUGUUGUUUGAAUGAUUCCCCCCCACUCCCCUUAUCAAUGGGCCUUCUUUGGGCAUCCAUUUUUUUUGAACUCAAGAACUUCCCAGCUCAAAUCCCUAUGAACUCCUGGAAGAUCCCCACCAUCCAGAGGAUCAAGUAGAUUAGUAUGUCUCAAGGGAUAUGAAAUAUAUGGCAUAUGUGCUAUUGGUCCCCGUCCCGAUGCCCAGGACAGAAAUUGCUAAGAGCUGUUGCAACUCUUUCAUGAAGAGUUUAGUUAUGACUUCAGAGAAUGAAGCCUAUUUGCCAGCGCCACCCUAAACUGAGCUCCUAGAGCACACGGGUCGUCAUGUUUUAAUAAUCCAAAAUAAUUCCAGUGCCGAACUCUGAAUUUAACAAAUGGAAGACAUUCAAUAAAUGUUUGUUGAAUGAAUGCAGUUCUUCUGAAAGUUUCCCAACACUCAGCAGCGAAGUUUCCUAGUAAGGAAACAUCCUACCUGUUCUGUCUAUAAGGUCAUGGAAAGUAUAGAGGAAAUAUUGCAAAGGAUUUGUGUGGAAAAUAUAGAUGCCACAUCUUUAAUGAUGUACAUUAUUGCCCUCAUUGAUUUUGUCAUUGGGAUGAUUGCCCAAGGCUUCUGAGACCCACCUUUCAGAAUAGGUGACUGACACUGCGCUGCCUUCCUUAUUUGCCUCUUCUCUGCCACCGUCCCCUGGUCUAGGAAUCCUAUCUUGACCCUGGUUGUGCAAUAAUGAGGCAGCGGUUUCGUGUAUUCUCAUAGAUGUGCCCCAAACCUGGGGUGAAUUAUAAAUCCAAGAAAGCCUUUGCUGUCUAGGAUUUGGCCCUCGUUAUGUAGGUUACCCGAAUAACUACAUCUGCCUUCGUAGUCCUUUUGAUUCUGAUCUUUGUCUUCACUGAAUCUGAGUAUGGUUUUCAUAUCAACAAGAAUCUUCCAGUGACUCUGCAGUAACUCAGGGAUGCUGUCUUCAUGCAAACUCAGGUGCUCACCUUUAUGGAUAUAUGCAUGGAGGCAGCAUGUUAGGAUGGGAAUAUGACAGUGGAAUCAAGCAGACUUGUGUUCAAGUCCCCACCCUGGAACUUAACUUGCCUUUUAAUACUAGUGGCACCGUAUUUGGCGGGAGUGAAAGGAUGGAUGGGCCCUGUGCAUUGUCAGUGGACGGGCUUACCUCAUUUGAUAGUCAUGUCCUACAUCUCUUCUGCUCUACUUCACCUCUUUCCUCCCCUACUCUUCACAUCUUUGGCCACUUGCUUCACCCUGGUCACCAGAACUGCAAUUCAUUCUGCACCGACUCUGUUCUUUCUUACGGGGCCCUUCCGCUUCAUGUCGGAUGAGCCAAUGCCACCCUGCCCCAUGCGGUACUUUGGGGCCCUCGUCUCCUAUUGCUGUAGAUGCAGAAAACACCUGUGCAACCGUCAAAAGCAGGUGAUUAACUCCGCAUGGGGUGAAC